AUGUUUGCUCAACGUUUUACUAGUAUAGUAUCACGAAGAUAUGUAUCAACAGUUGCUGAUCUCUAUAAAGGACUGAUUAAUGGUGAUCGAGGUUGUUUAGCAAGAAGUAUUACAUUAGUAGAAUCAACUCAUCACGAAAAACAACAAAAAGCAAAGGAAUUACUUGGUCAAGUUUUACAAGAACUUAAACAACGACAAGAAAAACAACCAAAGACACCGAUUAGUUUUAGAAUAGGUUUAUCCGGAAGCCCUGGUGCUGAAAGUUUAAAUGAUGAAGACAAUAAUAUUUUUUUUCUAGGAAAAUCAACUUUUAUCAAUGUUUUUGGUCGAUUUUUGAUAAAUCAAGGACAUAAAGUAGCUGUAUUAACUGUUGAUCCAUCAUCAUCUACUACUGGAGGUUCGAUUCUCGGUGAUAAAACACGAAUGUUGGAUCUGUCACGCGAACCAAAUGCAUAUAUUCGUACAUCACCAUCAGCUGGUACAUUAGGUGGUGUGACUCGAACAACAAAUGAUGCUAUUGUUCUCUGUGAAGCUGCUGGUUAUAAUAUUAUUCUAGUCGAAACUGUUGGUGUUGGACAGUCUGAAUUUGCUGUUGUAGAUAUGGUUGAUAUGUUCUGUGUUUUACUUCCACCAGGAUCAGGCGAUGAAUUACAAGGUAUGAAAAAAGGAAUUAUGGAAUUAGUCGAUUUAGUAAUUAUAACAAAAGCUGAUGGAGAAUUAAUGCCAGAAGUUCGUCGUCUACAAACUGAUUGGUCAAGUGCUCUUAGAUUAAUGCGUCGUCGUUCUCCACAUUGGAAACCGAGGGUCAUAUCGGUUUCGUCACGUACAAAUACUGGUAUUGAUAAAUCUUGGGAACAAAUGUUACAGUUUGAAACUGCAAUGAUUAAAUCAGGUGAAUUUAUGACUAAACGUUCUCAACAACUUCGAAAAUGGAUGUGGAAUAAUGUAAAAGAUCGAAUACUUGAACAAUUUUUGGACGAUGAAGAUAUAAAAAAAGCAAUUCAAACUUACGAAGAACGUGUUACUCGUGGACUUAUAACACCAUUUGUAGCUGCUGAUGCUAUUUUGACUCUUUUUGCCAAAGUAAAACUGGACAAUAAUACAUAA
Rotaria sp. Silwood1 is the source of this 1107-nucleotide messenger RNA. The record is from the annotation of a GenBank genome assembly. NCBI's taxonomy places the organism in Eukaryota, Metazoa, Rotifera, Eurotatoria, Philodinida, Philodinidae.